AUGAACCAUGAAAUCACCUGUGUGGUGUACGGUCUGAACUUCUGUGUGUUUCACCAGAAGUUCCUCAAGGCAGAUAUUACCGGGAAACUCAUAAUUCGCCAGAUGGAGGGUGAUUCAACUCUCCUGCGAAAAAAUGGUGUAUUAGCUACUGACAUCCCGACCGAUGUGCUCUUUGAGUACACGACACCCUGGCACACUCCUGAUGCUGCCAGGCUCACAUACAGCUGGGAUCUGGGCAAUGGGGAAUCUGUCACUGGGCGAGAUCCGCUUCUGCACUGCAGUUACACAGUACCGGGAAACUACACUCUCAAGUUGAGAGUUGGGGCAAGUGGCAAACACUCAAGAGUUAGUAGCAAGUUCACUAAAGAUAUACAGGUCCUGGAUGCCAUUAGAAGCAUUAAGUUGAAUGGACCAGCAAGUUAUAGUGUGGACCAAAACAUCAGUCUGACUCUACUUGUUGGUGGAAGCCCUCCCAAAUGGAUUUGCUGGCGGAUCCUGCCUGACUGCCUCUCCUCCCAUGUGACUGAGUGCAGCAUGAUGGAGCUCUACGACGACCAGCUCACGCUCCAACUCUCCUUCUCUUCUGUGGGCACCCACUGUUUGGAGAUCAGCGCUCAGAAUGACGUCAGCAUGCUGCACAUCUCGUACAGCAUCCAUAUCCAAAGCAGCCCUACCAGUCACCUGCUCUUCAUCCUGCCGUGUACCGUAGUCAUCCUGGCCAUCCUCAUCCUCAUCAGCAUCUCUGUGGUUUGUCCACAGCAUCUGAGAGGCUUCAACAAGAAAUCAGAGGUGCCAAUAAAGGCCUCCACCUACACGUGCCUGGAGAUGAAAAGCACAGAUGGGGCCAUCUCAUCUCCUCCACCCUCACAGAGAAAAGAAGAGCAUCCUCUCCUCUGCCAUCCAGGGACGCGUUAUUCCAUGUAGUAGUAUUCUGC
Molecule: messenger RNA, 935 nt
Organism: Sardina pilchardus (European sardine)
Lineage: Eukaryota; Metazoa; Chordata; Actinopteri; Clupeiformes; Clupeidae
Gene: tmem130
Product: transmembrane protein 130
Exons: 7
Coding region: 1-924 (307 amino acids)
Cellular component (GO): plasma membrane
Source: RefSeq, a predicted model, not a curated record